AUGCCAUCCUCCUUGUCGUGGGGCCUCCUUCUGCUGGCUGGCCUGUGCUGCCUAGUCCCCAGCUCCCUGGCUAAUAAGGAUCCCCAGGGAGAUGCUGCCCAGGACACAGAUGCACCCAAGCCUGAUGAGAAGCAUCCAGCCUCCCACAAGAUCUCCCCAAACCUGGCCAAGUUCACCUUCAGCUUGUACCACGAGCUGGCCCAUCAGUCCAACACCACAAAUGUCGUCUUUUCCCCAGUGAGCAUCGCCACGGCCUUUGCCAUGCUCUCCCUGGGGACCAAAGCUGACACUCACACUCAGAUCCUGGAGGGCCUGGAUCUCAACCUCACAGAGAUAGUUGAGGCUGAUGUCCAUGAAGGCUUCCAGAAUCUCAUCCACACCCUCAACAGGCCAGACAACCAGCUCCAGCUGACCACCGGCAACGGCCUGUUUAUUGACAAGACUCUGAAGCUAGUGGAUAAAUUUUUGGAGGAUGCUGAGAAGCUGUACCACUCAGAUACCGUCUCCGUCAACUUCAGUGACACCGAAGAGGCCAAGAGAAAGAUCAACUCUUAUGUGGAGAAGGAAACCCACGGAAAAAUUGUGGAUUUGGUCAAACAGAUUGACGAAAACACAGUUCUUGCUCUGGUGAAUUACAUUUUCUUUAAAGGCAAGUGGGAGAAGCCCUUCGACGCAAACCAUACUGUGGAGGGGGACUUCCAUGUGGAUGAGACAACCACCGUGAAGGUGCCCAUGAUGAAAGGCCUGGGCAUGUAUGACACCCAUUACUGCACAACGCUCGCCAGCUGGGUGCUGAUGCUGGACUACGUCGGCAAUGCCACCGCCCUCUUCUUCCUGCCCGACAAGGGGAAACUGCAGCAGCUGGAGGCCAACCUCUCCAAGGAGUUAAUCGUCAAGUUCCUGAAACACAGACAAAGGAGGUCUGCCGAAGUAUUUGUUCCCAAAUUGUCCUUAUCUGAAACCUACAAUCUGGAGACAGUCCUGAGAAACCUGGGCAUCACCAAGGUCUUCAGCAAUGAAGCCGACCUCUCGGGGGUCACGGAGCAGGCACCCCUGAAGCUCUCCAAGGCCGUGCAUAAGGCUCUGCUCACCAUGGAUGAGAAAGGGACAGAAGCAACUGGGGCCACGAUAUUGGAAUUCAUGCCCAUGUCUUUACCCAUCACAGUCAAGCUCGACAGCCCCUUCCUUUUCAUGAUCUAUGAUCACAUCAGCAAGACCAUCCUCUUCAUGGGAAAAGUGAUGAAUCCCACACAGAAAUAA
Molecule: messenger RNA, 1260 nt
Organism: Cynocephalus volans (Philippine flying lemur)
Lineage: Eukaryota; Metazoa; Chordata; Mammalia; Dermoptera; Cynocephalidae
Gene: SERPINA1
Product: serpin family A member 1
Exons: 4
Coding region: 1-1260 (419 amino acids)
Biological process (GO): negative regulation of endopeptidase activity
Molecular function (GO): serine-type endopeptidase inhibitor activity
Source: RefSeq, a predicted model, not a curated record